Molecule: messenger RNA, 2332 nt
Organism: Lynx canadensis (Canada lynx)
Lineage: Eukaryota; Metazoa; Chordata; Mammalia; Carnivora; Felidae
Gene: ZBTB7A
Product: zinc finger and BTB domain containing 7A
Exons: 3
Coding region: 485-2248 (587 amino acids)
Biological process (GO): regulation of transcription by RNA polymerase II
Molecular function (GO): protein binding; RNA polymerase II cis-regulatory region sequence-specific DNA binding; DNA-binding transcription factor activity, RNA polymerase II-specific
Source: RefSeq, a predicted model, not a curated record
GCCGGGGGCGGGUUGGACCCCCCCCCCCCCACCAACUUGACAAAACCUAAUAACAGCCCGGUCUCCCCGGCGCAGCGGGCGAAGCCCCACGGGAGGGCAGAGACGUGGCAAGAGGGGACCUGCCGAGCCUGUUCUGGCCUCCGAGGCCGGGGUGGGGGGGGCGGGCUGGGCGUGGGGGGGGGCCGGCGGCUGCGGCACCUUUAAGACAAGGGAGGACCCCUCUUGCCCUCGGAGAAACCAGGAAGGGAGUCGCGAGCAUCAUACGGGGCUUUGGCUGUACUGUACAGUUACUGUAGGGGCAGUGACGCCGCCGCCGCCGCCGGAGCGAGGGAGCGACGAGUGGAGAGCGCGAGAGGCGGAGAGCGAGAGACGCGGACCCCGGAGGCGAGCGGCCGAGGAGCCCAGUCCCAACUCCGGGCCCCGGCCCCUCGCGCCCCGGCCCGGCCCGGCCCCGGCCCGGCCGCGCGAGGUCUCGGCGCGGAAGAUGGCCGGCGGUGUGGACGGCCCCAUCGGGAUCCCGUUCCCUGACCACAGCAGCGACAUCCUGAGCGGACUCAACGAGCAGCGGACGCAGGGCCUGCUGUGCGACGUGGUGAUCCUGGUGGAGGGCCGGGAGUUCCCCACGCACCGCUCGGUGCUGGCGGCCUGCAGCCAGUACUUCAAGAAGCUGUUCACGUCGGGCGCCGUGGUAGACCAGCAGAACGUGUACGAGAUCGACUUCGUCAGCGCCGAGGCCCUCACGGCCCUCAUGGACUUCGCCUACACGGCCACGCUCACCGUCAGCACGGCCAACGUGGGCGACAUCCUCAGCGCCGCCCGCCUGCUGGAGAUCCCCGCCGUGAGCCACGUCUGCGCCGACCUCCUCGACCGGCAGAUCCUGGCGGCCGACGCGGGCGCCGACGCCGGGCAGCUGGACCUCGUGGAUCAGACCGACCAGCGGAACCUCCUCCGGGCCAAGGAGUACCUCGAAUUCUUCCAGAGCAACCCCAUGAACAGCCUGCCCCCCACCGCCGCCUUCCCCUGGUCUGCUUUUGGCACGUCCGACGAGGACUUGGACGCCACCAAGGAGGCCGUGGCCGCGGCCGUGGCCGCCGUGGCCGCCGGCGACUGCAAUGGCUUGGACUUCUACGGGCCGGGGCCGCCGGCCGAGCGGCCCUCGGCCGGGGACGCGGACGAGGGCGACAGCAACCCGGGCCUGUGGCCGGAGCGGGACGAGGACGCCCCUGCCGGGGGCCUCUUCCCGCCGCCCGUGGCCCCGCCGGCCACCGCCACGCAGAACGGCCACUACGGCCGGGGUGGGGAGGAGGAAGCGGCCUCGCUGUCGGAGGCGGCCCCCGAGCCGGGCGACUCUCCGGGCUUCCUGUCGGGCGCGGCCGAGGACGGGGACGGGGACGGGCCCGACGCGGAUGGGCUGGCGGCCAGCACGCUGCUGCAGCAGAUGAUGUCAUCGGUGGGCCGGGCGGGGGCGGCGGCGGCGGCGGCGGCGGCGGGGGACAGCGACGACGAGUCGCGGGCGGACGACAAGGGCGUCGUGGACUACUACCUGAAGUACUUCAGCGGCGCCCACGACGGGGAUGUUUACCCGGCCUGGUCGCAGAAGGUGGAAAAGAAGAUCCGGGCCAAGGCCUUCCAGAAGUGCCCCAUCUGCGAGAAGGUCAUCCAGGGCGCCGGCAAGCUGCCGCGGCACAUCCGGACCCACACCGGAGAGAAGCCCUAUGAGUGCAACAUCUGCAAAGUCCGAUUCACCAGGCAGGACAAGCUCAAGGUGCACAUGAGGAAGCACACGGGCGAGAAGCCGUACCUGUGUCAGCAGUGCGGGGCGGCCUUCGCGCACAACUACGACCUGAAGAACCACAUGCGCGUGCACACCGGCCUGCGCCCCUACCAGUGUGACAGUUGCUGCAAGACCUUCGUGCGCUCCGACCACCUGCACAGACACCUCAAGAAGGACGGCUGCAACGGCGUCCCCUCGCGCCGCGGCCGCAAGCCCCGCGUGCGGGGCGGGGCGCUCGGGGGGCCCGACCCCUCCCCGGGGGCCGCCGCCCCGCCCGGCGCCGCGGCCCCGCCCGGCUCCCCCGACGGCCGGCGCAACGGCCAGGAGAAGCACUUUAAGGACGAGGACGAGGACGAGGACGAGGCCGGCGCUGAAGACCUGAGCAGGUUGAAUGUAGCGGGUGCCGGCGGAGGGGGAGGCGACGGGGGCGCCGGGGCCACCGCCGACGGCAGCUUCGCGGCCGGACUUGCCUGAAAACCAAAAAGAGAAAACAGAAACCCGAGAGAGAGAGAGAGAGAGAGAGACAGAGAGAGAGAGAGAGAGAGAAAAUCACCCACC